Penicillium malachiteum is the source of this 3234-nucleotide messenger RNA. Its product is annotated as acetyl-CoA synthetase-like protein. The record is from RefSeq and is a predicted model, not a curated record. Gene Ontology annotation, molecular function: phosphopantetheine binding. NCBI's taxonomy places the organism in Eukaryota, Fungi, Ascomycota, Eurotiomycetes, Eurotiales, Aspergillaceae. The coding region runs from base 1 to 3234 and encodes 1077 amino acids. The transcript is spliced from 2 exons.
AUGGGUGAACUUGUAGAUCGCACCAGGGAUGCGUCCCAGACGAUAACCAACAAUAUCAACGUCUUCGGUACAAUUACCGACUCGGAAAACAAUCCGCUUCUAGGUGGCGAAUGCGGGAAGCGUUUAAUGCCCCAUGUCAUUGACGCAACGGCUAUCGCGACUCCAGAUGCUGAAUGCUUGUCCGUCCCCAGGACCUAUGGCAAGCCCAGCGAUGGCUGGAAGUCUGUUAGCUGGGCCCAAGUUGCAAAUGCUGUUAACUAUGUGGCUCGUAUGUUGAUUGAGCAGGCUGGGACGCCGAAGCCUGGUUCUUUCCCCACGGUUGCGUAUAUCGGCCUUGAAGACCCUCGUUAUGUGAUCCUUAUCAUGGGCGCAAUUAAGGCAGGCUUUAAGGCUUUCUUCAUCUCGCCACGGAAUUCCGUCGAGGCACAGGUUAACCUGUUCGAAAAGACGGACUGCAAUCUCUUAUACCAUGAUGAGACGAUGGCGUCAAUAGUGAAGCCAUGGGUUGCCGGACGCCCUGGGAUGAAGAGCGUCGCAAUUCCUUCAUGGGAUGACUGGGUGAACACGCCCGUCACCCCAUUCCCGUAUACAAAGACCUUCGCCGAGGGCGAAUGGGACCCAUUUGUGGUACUUCACACCAGCGGUAGCACAGGUCUACCUAAGCCAGUCAUUGUCCCCCAGGGCAGUUUGGCCCUCAACGACCUACAUCGCUAUGUUCCCGAUUAUAAUGGCGCUAUGCCGUGGUUGGCGACAUGGGGAGAAUUCGAUAAUCCACGAUACCUUUGCGUCUGUCCUCUUUUCCAUACCGCAGGAAUUAUGCCCACGGUUGUCUCGCAGUUCUACUAUAAAACUCCAGUUCUAUAUCGCGAUCCGUCAGUUCCCCUCACGGGCGAUAACGUGGUUGAGUGGUUGCAGAACUCCGGCGCAACAUAUACUGUGCUGCCUCCGGUGAUUCUGGAGCAAAUGUCUCGAUCACAAGUAGCGCUCGAUGAGCUGAAGAGGUUGCAAGUUGUGGCUUUUGGAGGAGGUCCAAUCGCGCCCGCUGCAGCGGCUUCAUUGCUUAGCAACGAAGUCAAACUGGUCGACGCCAUUGGAGCAACGGAAUACGCCUACAUGCCGUACUACCAGCAGCCAGACACAUCCCUCUGGGAGUGGUUUAUCGUCCCGACAGACUUGGUGGGUAUCGAGUGGCGGCCCUUUGGCGAGAACACCUAUGAGCAGGUCGUUGUUCGGAUGCACAAGGAUCAUCCAGGUCCGCAGGGGUGCUUUUAUGUUUUCCCAGAGCUUGAUGAGUACUGCACGAAGGACCUCUUCCGCCGGCAUCCCACUUUGCCAGAUCACUGGGCGUACGUGGGUCGCGCCGACGACAUUAUCGUAUUUUCCAGCGGUGAGAAACUCAACCCCACGACCAUCGAAGGAGCAGUGAUCGGACACCCGGGGGUUCUUGGCGCACAGGUUGUGGGUUCAGGACAUUUCCAUGCUGCUUUGUUGAUCGAGCCGGCGAAACCGCCGGCAGAUGAGCAGGAAAAGCAGCAGUUCCUCGACGAUGUUUGGCCAGUUAUCGAGAAGGUCAAUGAGCAGACCGUCGCGCAUGGUCGCAUUUUGCGUGACUAUGUCUUUUUGUCUGACCCAGCGCGACCCUUCCCACGAGCUGGUAAGGGAACCAUCCAGCGAGCUAUGGCUGUAAAGCUCUACGCGGAUGAUAUUCGCCGUAUCUUUGAAUCUAGCUCUGAUUCCAACGGUGCAAGUGUAGAGCUUGACUUCAGCUCAGAUGCAACCCUUGCAGAUGGUAUUCGGGAUUUGGUCCGAGAGACGCUGAAGUCGCCUGCACUCAGCAUUAAUGAUGACUUCUUCACUAUGGGCGUCGACUCGCUACAGGUUCUCCAGCUUGCCCGGGUACUGAGCGCCAGUGUUAAGAAUACUAUUGAGGCGAGAAGUAUCUACAGCUACCCAACCAUCGCCAAACUCAGCUCCUUCAUCAAUUCUCUUGCCGGAUCCAGCUCGAAUGGAGUCGCAGUUACCAGCACCGAGGCCGACACUCUCGCCCUUUGCUCCGCCCUUGUCGAAAAAUAUACGCAAGACCUUCUCUCCCCAACAGCCGAAAAACCCCUUCCCGCUACUACAAACCAGACUAUUAUCAUCACUGGCACAACUGGAGCUCUGGGCUGCUAUCUUCUGGACCUUGCCCUCGCAAACUCAGAAAUUACCAAGAUCUACUGCUUCAACCGAACCUCUGACGCACGCGAGCGCCAAAUCGCUGCAAGCAGGGCUCGCGGUCUCUCCAUCGACUUCCCAGAAUCCCGCGUGGAAUUCCUUACCGUCGACCUCUCCUCCUCGGCCACAUUCAACCUGCCAGAGGAGAUCGCAGCUCGCCUCACGAGCACAGUGGACCGCAUGAUCCACAACGCCUGGCCGGUGGACUUCAAUCAAUCCAUUGCAUCCUUCGAGCCGCACCUUUCUGGAGUCAGGCAUCUCAUUGACUUCGCCGCUGCCGCCACAAAGCGUAUUCCUAUCACCUUUGUUUCGUCUGUGAGCACAGUCGAACAAUGGCCCGAAUCAACCCUUAUCCCUGAGAAAUCACUCUCGGACUUUACUCAAGCAUCUCAGAUGGGCUACGGCCAAUCAAAGCUUGCCGCAAGUCUAAUCCUGGAUGCUGGAGCGACAGCAUCAUCUGUGCCAAGAAAUGUAGUCCGCGUAGGCCAGGUUGCUGGGCCUCGGGCUGAAAAGGGUCAAUGGAACCCACGCGAGUGGCUUCCAACUCUUAUUCGGAGCUCAGUAUUCCUUGGCCUUUUACCCAGCGAGCUUGGAUUACUGGGUAAUCUGGGAUGGGCCCCUGUGGAGGACAUUGCGGGUGUUAUUCUGGAGGUUACUGCCGGCCAAGAUGAUAAUGGCGGAUACUUCCAUGCUGUGAACCCGAACCUUCCAGACUGGGAGGGGGUCAUUGUUCCUGCCGUAACGGAGUUCUACGGAAGCCGGAUUGAGCGUGUUGUGAGCUUGCAGGAGUGGGUGGAGGCUUUAGAGAAGAGCGCAGCUGGAGAGGUGGAUCUGGAGAAGAACCCCGGUGUCAAGCUUCUGGAUACGUAUCGUUUUGCGGCUACAAAAGCUACUGAAGGCGAGACCAGCAUUUCAGGCUUUGCGACAGAGCGGACGGAGCAGGCGAGCGAAACUAUGCGGCGGAUGGAGCCGGUGACGGCAGAGCUUAUGAAGCGGUGGUGUCAACAGUGGCAGUUCUAG